CGAACUUCAAAACCCUCCAAGCCGGCGUCUAUCGGCGGCAACCGCCGCAUUCACAAAUUCCCAAUAUCUGAAUCUAGGGUUCCGCAACCAUCCCCCAAUGAUGUUCGGAGCUCAGUCUUCCUCCUCGGCCUUCGCCACCCCUUCAUCCACUCCCGCAUUCGGCACGCCUUCAACUCCGGCGUUCGGUUCAUCGCUCUUCUCCACACCAUUUUCGCAACAAUCCCAACCUCAGCAGCAGCAAACUCCGUCGCUGUUUCAGACGCCUCAGCAGCAGCAGCAAACUCAACCGCUGUUUCAGACGCCUCAGCAGCAAACUCCGUCGCUGUUUCAGACGCCUCAGCCGCAACAACAGCAGAGCCCCUUCGGCUUCACCACGCCGUUUAAUUCAGCGCAGCAACAGCAACAGCCAACUCUUUUCAAUAAUGCUCCUUCAACCAAUUUCAUGAAUCAGCAAUUGACUACUCAGAUGGCCCCAGUUGCUCCUCUUCCGUUUUCUCUAGCCGAUCGCGAUAUUCAAGCGAUUGUGGAUGCAUACAAAGAAGAGCCUGGGAACCUUAAGUAUGAAUUUAAGCAUCUGUUGUUUAGUGUGACUGAACCUCAGUACAGGUCAAAGCCUGCUGGUGUAUCAGAUAUCAUGUGGGCAGAAUCAAUAGCAAAACUAGAAGGCAUGGAAAGCUCCAAAAGAGAACGAUUGUGGCCUCAACUUGUGCAAGGUUUCAAAGAUCUUUCCCAGCGCCUUAAGCUUCAAGAUGAAGUCAUACUGUCAGAUUCCGAGAGACUGAAGUUGACCCAGAGCAAUGUGAAGAUGCUCCAAAGGCAUUUUCAAGCUGACACGCUUCCCUGGAUCCAAAAAAUGCAACAGAAAGAGCAAGUCCUUCAAAGGCGUCUUUUGAGGGCAAUGAGAAUAAUAGAGGCACUGGAGGGUAAAGGUUGUCGAGUACCUCUAAUGAAAGGAGAAGUAGAAUUAGCAGAGAAGUUGGCUGCAACAACGAGACAGUUAAAAGGAUCUGGAGCAGAACUUUCUAGACGGGUUCAAAAUCUACUCAUGGUAUCUCGCCUUCAAGCAGACAGCCUAAUUGGUAGCUCAAUGUAUCUGCCAGGAUCAACCAAAAUUCAUGAACAAAGUCUAUCUGAUAUGCAGGAGGUAUUGCAACGGCAAACUGAGGCUAUUGCGAGACUGGGCAAUGUGCUGAAGCGGGAUGUGAGAGAUAUGGAAAUCAUAAUGGCUGAAGAUACAGAUACAGAAAUGACCCAACAAGACUAAUUUCAAAGUGAAUUCUGUAGCACUCACUUCCCUUCAAUUGUACUAUAACAAUUUGUUUGCCUAGUCAAAGUUAAUUCCCCUCAUUUUAGUCCUAUAUUGUAACAAUGCUCAAACUUAAUUCAUGCUAAUGUUUUAGACAUAUAACUACUUCAUUUGGUUGUGUGUA
This is a messenger RNA of Salvia hispanica, 1430 nucleotides long. Its product is annotated as nuclear pore complex protein NUP54-like. The record is from RefSeq and is a predicted model, not a curated record. Gene Ontology annotation, biological process: protein localization to nuclear inner membrane; nuclear pore organization; NLS-bearing protein import into nucleus. Gene Ontology annotation, molecular function: structural constituent of nuclear pore. NCBI's taxonomy places the organism in Eukaryota, Viridiplantae, Streptophyta, Magnoliopsida, Lamiales, Lamiaceae. Gene Ontology annotation, cellular component: nuclear pore central transport channel; nuclear pore.